AAGGAAUUGAAAGAAAAAAUUCAAAGCAACAUUCAACAAUUCUUCAUCUUUGUGUGUGUGAAUGGAUAAUCCAAUUUUGAUGCUCAAGAGGGGUCUAUUGGUGGAACCUUCAAAGAUUAAUGAUGCUGUUGCAUUCUAUAAGCAUGUGUUCAUUGCUGAUGAGGUUCCACCACCUACCUUUGCAGCUGCAGAACUAAAGAUUUAUGACUUCCACUACUUGAUCAUGCCCCUCCCAUCUCACAUGUCCAUAAAUGAUGAUGAAGGAGACAUCAGAAUGAUUGCAAUAAUUCAGUUUGGGAACAAUGCGGCCGGGGUACAAAGGGCAAUACGCGCCGGCGCAGUUCUAGAACACGUUGAAGGAAACAUCGCUGCCAUGUACCCCGGCAUUCCUAUGUGGAAGAUCCGAGAUCCAUUCGGUUAUAGUUGGUACAUUGGUAAGAGCACCGCCGGACCAAGUACCUUCAACCUUCCUACCCCAACCCAUGGUAGCUUGUAGUAGUACGUAGUAGUAGUAAUGAAGGGUUGGUUGGUCGAUCCAUGCUUAGUUUGUAAUAAUGUUUAAUAUUUUGCUACAUUCAUUUUUAGCUCUAAUUAGGUGUUAAUUGCUACAUUUAUCCUUGUAAUUUUAUCCUUUAACUUUGACAAAAAUGAUGUGAUGUAUGACUAUGC
Messenger RNA from Trifolium pratense (red clover), 669 nucleotides. RefSeq lists its product as uncharacterized. The coding region runs from base 62 to 496 and encodes 144 amino acids. Lineage: Eukaryota; Viridiplantae; Streptophyta; Magnoliopsida; Fabales; Fabaceae. The transcript has 3 exons. The record is from RefSeq and is a predicted model, not a curated record.